AUGAGGGUGUCUGUGUUGGAUCCAAAGACAGCUAGGUCUUUGACUGCAAGUUGUGUGCUUGACUUCUCCAGCACCAAUUCCCUUGGACCAGGAUGGGUAUUGGGGCUGAAGCAUCAGUGCCAGGUCCAGGGGACCUGGCUUGAAUCCGAGGUUGUCAACACCAUCCCUGUCUCUUGGGGACUCGGUGUUGGACAGCUUGGAUCUGACUCCCCCUUCGUAAGGGAUCUGGGCAGCGUCAAGGUGUGGUGGUAUCUGGAGCUUCGUGCUAGUGCGGCCAGCUACGGUUUCUCCCAAACCUUCUGCUUUUCAGGUGGUGGAGAGGGUCUUCUGUCGUCCAAGAAAUAUACAGCUACUCUUUCAUCUUCGGCUCUUACACCUCUUCCGCCAUUGAGUUUGGGCUCCGAGCCUCACAGACCUAUCACACAGGGACAGCCAGCCUUAUCAAGUGUUCAAACAGUCCCCCUCAAGGACGCCCGACUUGACAUCACUCCAGAACAUCCCACUGAGGAUAUUCCCCAUAAGAAAACAUGUAAGAGGAGGCACAUAACCUUCCCUCAGGAGUCUGGCACUGACUUCAAUGAAGGAAAGGGGUCCCCAAGGUCUCCACCAGAUGACCUCUACUUUGGAGACAUAUUAGAAAUCCUCAGGCAGAAAAAUAUCAAUGAAUGUGAUGGCAAAAACGUCUGUAGCCAGGUGUGUAUUAAUACAGUUGGAAGUUUCGGCUGUGGGUGCUUCACUGGUUACUCCUUAAACCCAGCUGAUACAACAUCUUGCAGUGACAUCAAUGAAUGUUCUACCAGAAAUGGUGGCUGCAGCCAACUUUGUGUUAACAGUCCUGGAAGUUAUGCUUGUGACUGUAACUAUGGCUAUACAGUAAAUAUUGCGAAUAAGUCAAAGUGUGAUGAUGUGAAUGAAUGCCUCAAUAACCCUUGUAACCAUGGUAGUACCUGUACAAACACUCCCGGGUCCUACAGCUGUACCUGUGCACCAGGAUGGACUGGGCAGGGCUGUUUCACAGAUAUAGAUGAAUGUAAAUCAUCACCUUGUAUGAAAGGCUCGUGUAUAAACACUGUUGGCUCUUUCCAAUGUAAUUGCAGACCUGGAUGGACUGGUACUCUCUGCAACAAAGAUAUCAAUGAGUGCUUGAGCAGCCCUUGUCUCAAUGGAGCAACUUGCCAAGAUCUAGAAAAUGCAUUUGCAUGUGUUUGCAGAUCAGGAUAUACUGGACUCUUCUGUCAGACAGUGAUUGACAACUGUGCCAGUGGUCCAUGUCAACAUGGUGGAGUCUGUGUUAAUUCUGUUAAUUACUAUACUUGUCGCUGCCCACAAAAUUGGAAAGGCAACAACUGUGAACAAGAUGUUGAUGAAUGUUCUACUGGUCUAAGUGCCUGUGAUCUAAAUGCCGUUUGUACCAAUACACAAGGAUUUUACAUCUGUACCUGCAAAAAGGGAUAUGAAGGCAAUGGAUUUAUCUGCAGAGAGAAACGUCUGUAUGACUAUGGUCCAUCAUUCGGAGAUCUAAGAGCAACAAUAAGAACAAAGGACUUUGUUUCUCCAAUAAUAGAGAUGCCAAUGGGAUUUCCAUUUGAUACCACAUUUUAUUAUAAAUGUUAUUUUACAGACAAUGGAUUAAUUGUUUUUCAACAAAAUGAGUAUGAGUAUCAAUACUCGUAUCCUUAUCCUUACUCUCAGUUUGACAAGUACUACUUUUACUACUAUUAUUACAACACCAUCUACUACUCAACUCCUAUGAUUGCUGCCUUCUGGGCUGAUGCUGAUUUAAGCAUAUAUGGUGAAGUCUACUACCAGGUGUACAACUUCAAUGUACGAAUAACUGAUAAUGCACAAACUUUCAAGAAUGCCAUUGAAAAUGCUGUAAAAACAUAUUAUGGAUCACAGAUUGGUAGUCAGUUUACAGCCACCUGGGCACUCAAAAUCACCUGGGAAAAUGUCCUACCGUAUACUUACUACAGUGCAGUUGAUACUUCAUAUACCAACACUUACCAAGCAGUACUUGUGACAGACGGUGUCUAUUCAUUCUGUCUGAUGCAAUUCAAAGAUGGGGGAAUGAACUGGAGGUAUCAAUCUCUUCCGUCAUACUACAGACCACUCAUGGGCUAUAACAGUGGGCAGUACCCAUUUACCAACUCUUACACGCUGACAGAGAUGUUCCCAACAUUUAAUGAUCCACUGACACGCUACUCUACAAGUGACUAUCAAAGAUACCAUCCAGAUCAAUAUACAGGAUACAAUACACAGAAAAAAGGACUAUGGGCAUAUCGUUUAGAGCGAAACACUAGAAACACAAUAAAUCCAAGGCAAAAGUGCUUGAACUGGUAUUACAAUGAGCCCUAUCCAUAUUGGUAUUACUAUACUCCGCCAUGCCCUUGCAGUUACUGGCAAGCUAUUUGGGAUCCAUCAUAUACCUGGGGAAACCAAAUUAAAUACGUGUAUGGUUUUGCAGUGAAAAAGCCAAAUGAAUAUUAUAUAACGAUGCAGAACAAUUUUCAGAAUUGGUAUGGAGGUGGUGUAAGAUGCUACUACAGCUGGAAUGGGGCUUUGCUUUAUGGAGAAAAAGAGAGGUUCAGCCCACUUCCAUGGACAUAUACAAACUUUUGGUAUUUCUGGUUUUACUGGUGGUAUCAAAGUUGGUGGUAUAACUACUGGUAUGUUACAGUACCUGGUCUAGGAAGACAGUACAAAGAAAAUGAAGUUGAUCCAUACAAUGCAUGUUGUGAAGAUUCUCGUUCAAGUUACUUUUGCAAUCUAUACCGUCAAAAAAGACCAUUGGACUACUGUUGGGGAUAUGUGCCACCUCGAUUUGGGUGGUUUUUUGGAGAUCCACACAUUACCACUCUGGAUAAUGUUGCCUACACUUUCAAUGGCCUUGGUGAAUACAUUCUGGUGAAUGUAAAGAACAGUAGUGAACUGCUCUUCACACUGCAGGGUCGAACAGCCAGAGCUGGAAGAAAUGCAACUUCUGCUGCCACAAAUUUUGUAGCCCUGGCUGCAUAUUUACAAAAUGGAAUACCGAUUCAGUGGAAUCUUUAUAAGGAAAAUUCAACCACUCUUAUAGUUAAUGGCACGGAGAUUACAAUUUCAGCUGGUAAUACCACAUAUAUAGGCAAAGCAACUGUUGAGAAAACAGAAAAUGAAACAAAAGUGGAUUUUGAUGGAGGAUUUUCGGUGUCUGUGUCAGCUGCACUGGGAGCAUUGUCAUUUAAAGUGUUAAUGAACGUUCAGCAUCAAAACAACACUGAAGGCCUGCUAGGUGUAUUUAAUGGUGAUCCAACUGAUGAUUUCUUAACUGCAAAUGGAACACAUCUACCUUAUGAUGGAAAAAACCUACCAAAUGAAUCACAGAUAUACUAUGAAUUUGGCGAGACAUGGAGAACUACACAAAAUAACAGUGUUUUCACAUACAACUCCAGCAAUGGGGAGUCAUGGUACACCUAUAAUAACCAAAGCUUUGUGCCUAAAUUUUAUGAGGACCUGAAAAGAACUUCAGAUCCAGCCAAAAUCCAAAAAGCAAAUGAGACAUGCAGUGGAAAUGAUGACUGCAUUUUUGACAUUUUAAGCACAGACGACUUUGCAUUUGGAGCAGCCACUUUGAAGAGUGUUACUAGUUUUAUACAGCAGAACAGCACCGUAUCAAAUUUUCCUCCAAAUAUAACAGGACCAUCUAAGAUUGAAGCAGUCGUAAACACAUUGGUAUCAGCUGUAUAUACUGCAGAUGAUCCAGAAAAUGACACAGUGGUCUUUUCAUUAAACAGUACUUCAGAUGACAUACAAAUAGCAGGAAAUGGAACAUUAGUCUGGUAUCCCAACAGUUCAGAUUCUAUUUUAGCGACCGUAAUAGUUAAAGAUUCUAAGGGGGCCCACUCUGAAUUAGCAUUGCAGCUGGUCCUAUGUAACUGCAGUAAUAAUGCCACGUGUGUCUUUAGCACAAGCAGUUUGGCAUCCGGUGACAAUACGAACUCAAAUGCAACAUUCACGAUUGCUGCAUGUAACUGCUCUGAAGCUUACACUGGACAGUACUGCACAGAUGAUUAUGACGCAUGCCUAGAAAAUCAAUGCUAUCUCAAUAAUACUUGUCGAGAUAAUAAGGCACCACAAACAGGAUACACCUGUGGUCCCUGCCCAACAGGGUUAUCUGGAGAUGGCACUAAAUGUCAUGAUAUUGAUGAGUGUCUAGAGAACAAAACACACUGUGAACAAAACUGUGUCAAUACUUUGGGAGGUUACAACUGUACCUGUGAUGAUGGUUACCAUAUUGACCCGAAUAACUCAUCUGCAUGUAAAGGUAAGACAUUUGUUUAUCUCAACAUGGCUAUGGCUUCAUUUCCAUUGUAA
Messenger RNA from Protopterus annectens (West African lungfish), 4353 nucleotides. RefSeq names its product mucin-like protein. The record is from RefSeq and is a predicted model, not a curated record. The transcript has 25 exons. The coding region runs from base 1 to 4353 and encodes 1450 amino acids. Gene Ontology annotation, biological process: cell-matrix adhesion. NCBI's taxonomy places the organism in Eukaryota, Metazoa, Chordata, Ceratodontiformes, Protopteridae. Gene Ontology annotation, molecular function: calcium ion binding.